UGGAAUCUCAACCCAGCACGUUAUCAUGAUAGAGUCUGCAGGUCCUGGGGUCAAGCAUGAGAGGUCUGAACGAGAGGACGAGCCACAACACAGCAGAGACAUCCAGACUGUAGCAGCGGCUGGAGUGACGCCCCCUGUAGCCACUGAGGACCUUGCCACCGCCGUGCCCCAGCCCAGGGCCCGAUGCAGCAUCACGGAGGUCAGUGGAACGCCGAACGCCGUCCUCAAGUCAGAGACCAACACAGAGACUUUAACUGUAACACAAAGGCUCUUACACACAGGAUCUGACCACAGAUCASACCCAGAGAGACUGGGGCCGCUGGGCUGUCCUGCUCCCGACUCAGAGUAUUUACUUUACGGUAACUCGAGCAUGAGGACGGUUCYUUCCCAUCCGGACUCAGGUGACGUGUUAGAGACUGGUAAUGAUCCGUCUUGUUCUUACACUACAGAGAUGGACCCUGGCAACAUGCCCUUGGGUUUAGAGACACACACUGAUCUGUCUACAGGGGACUGGAACCGGGAUCACAACCCAGUGUCCACGUCYAUGGGGCAUUACGAUUCACACAGCCGCAUCCUUUUCGAUCAGCCAACUGGCCUGGGUCUACACGACUCCAGAGUGCUCAGUGAGAGUGGCCUCAACAUGCUGUUUGAGCGCAAUGUUGUUCCCUUGGAUGUCACUUUCUUGGUGACAAGGGGUACCCCCAGAUAA
Molecule: messenger RNA, 709 nt
Organism: Salvelinus sp. IW2-2015
Lineage: Eukaryota; Metazoa; Chordata; Actinopteri; Salmoniformes; Salmonidae
Source: RefSeq, a predicted model, not a curated record